GUUUAAUACUGGUCACAUUUCUAGAUCGUCAAUUUUGUGUGUCUCUCCCGGUGUAUUCAACCUAGGGAGUGUUCAGCUAGACGGAACUCAUGCCUGCUUGCAAGUGUCAAGGCACGGAUUGGUUUCUUGUCUAGCUCUGUGGUCUCUUCCUAAAAUCUAUUGUCCGUGAAUGCAGAGUUUUGUACAUUGGAUUAACGAGCUCGUUAAUCCAAGCCUUCUAAAUGAACCAAAUUAGACGCUGGUGAGGUUGUGCUUAUUUCUAUUAGAUCGUGACUUAGGCCCUAGAUCUAGGGUGUAGAUCAGAUUAAAAUGAAAGUCCGUGCUGCACGAAGGCAUAUUACCUCAGAAUCUUGCAGUGAUUGUUAGUUUCCUGGGUUGCGUUGAUAGAUUUUUCUAAAAUGUAACUUGUGGACUGAUUUGCAUAACUUUAUAAGCAUAGUCAUCCUCAGAGUAGAUGGUGCACUUUUGAGGGUAAAAGUAGGUUUUGUGUGUUUAAACUGGGGUAAUUACUUACCACUUUGGAACUACAUGUAGAAGUUCUGUAGUUUGAGAUCAACAGUGCCAGAAUUUGCGUUAUUGGAGCUUUUAAUAGAACUUUGUUAAAUUAGACUUUGUACGUGGGAUGAGGCAUGAGCUUUGCAUUUCAGCGGUAUUUUACAUUCAUUUGGCUUUGCCAUACAUGAUGGGAUAGAAAUUGAAUAGUUUUUGGUCCCAGGUGAUGUCCGUGUGAGUUCAAGGAUAUUGUGUGUGGCGAAUGGUUGCAGAGGUUAAACCUCAGCUCUCACAUGAAAUUUAACUAUUAUCGUGAACAGGAAUUUGCUGCUCAAAAUUUUUGUGUUUCAGGUGCUCUGACCCGUUGACUGCCCAUGGGUUUUACCCUGAUUUGUAUAGAAUGUCAAGUAUAAUUUAACCAGCUAAUGCCCAGAAAUACUAGCAAGAGUGGAUCACUGACUUCAGAUUGUAGGUUUUUGGAUUCAAAGCAUAAAAACCAUUACAAGAUAUACAAUCUAUGUGCUGAAAGACAUUAUGACACCGCCAAAUUUAACUGCAGAGUUGCACAGUAUCCUUUUGAAGACCAUAAUCCACCACAGCUAGAACUUAUCAAGCCCUUUUGUGAAGAUCUUGACCAAUGGCUAAGUGAAGAUGACAAUCAUGUUGCAGCAAUCCACUGUAAAGCUGGAAAGGGACGGACUGGUGUAAUGAUUUGUGCAUAUUUAUUGCAUCGGGGCAAAUUUUUAAAGGCACAAGAGGCCCUAGAUUUCUAUGGGGAAGUAAGGACCAGAGACAAAAAGGGAGUAACUAUUCCCAGUCAGAGACGCUAUGUGUAUUACUAUAGCUACCUGUUAAAGAACCACCUGGACUACAGACCAGUGGCGCUGUUGUUCCACAAGAUGAUGUUUGAAACUAUUCCAAUGUUCAGUGGCGGAACUUGCAAUCCUCAGUUUGUGGUCUGCCAGCUAAAGGUGAAGAUAUAUUCCUCCAAUUCAGGACCCACACGACGGGAAGACAAGUUCAUGUACUUUGAGUUUCCUCAGCCAUUGCCUGUGUGUGGUGACAUCAAAGUAGAGUUCUUCCACAAGCAGAACAAGAUGCUCAAAAAGGACAAAAUGUUUCACUUUUGGGUAAAUACAUUCUUCAUACCAGGACCAGAGGAAACAUCAGAAAAAGUGGAGAAUGGAAGUCUCUGUGAUCAGGAAAUUGACAGUAUUUGCAGUAUAGAACGUGCAGAUAAUGACAAAGAAUAUCUAGUUCUUACCUUAACAAAAAAUGAUCUGGACAAAGCAAACAAAGACAAGGCCAACCGAUACUUUUCUCCCAAUUUUAAGGUGAAAUUAUACUUUACAAAAACAGUAGAGGAGCCAUCAAAUCCAGAGGCUAGCAGUUCAACUUCUGUGACACCAGAUGUUAGUGACAAUGAACCUGAUCAUUAUAGAUACUCUGACACCACUGACUCUGAUCCAGAGAAUGAACCUUUUGAUGAAGAUCAGCAUUCACAAAUUACAAAAGUCUGAUUUUUUUUUAUCAAGAGGGAUAAAAUACCAUGAAAAAAAAAAACUUGUAAAAAAAAAAAAUUUAAAAAACUGAAAUGGGCUUUUUUUUUUUUUUUUUUUUUUAAAUGGCAAUAGGACAUUGUGUCAGAUUGCAGUUAUAGGAACAAUUCUCUUUUCCUGACCAAUCUUGUUUUACCCUAUACAUCCACAGGGUUUGACACUUGUUGUCCAGUUGAAAAAGCUUGUGUAGCUGUGUCAUGUAUAUACCUUUUUGUGUCAAAAGGACAUUUAAAAUUCAAUUAGGAUAAAUAAAGAUGGCACUUUCCCAUUUUAUUCCAGUUUUAUAAAAAGUGGAGACAGACUGAUGUGUAUACGUAGGAGUUUUCCUUUUCUUUUCUGUCACCAGCUGAAGUGGCUGAAGAGCUCUGACUCCCAGGUUCACGUCCUACCUACCCCUUUGCACUUGUGGCAACAGAUAAGUUUGCAGUUGGCUAAGAGAUGUUUCUUACAGGGUUUCGCUAAAUUCUAAUGCAUGUACUUGGGUUGAGGGAAUGGAGGGGAUGCUCAGAAAGGAAUAUUUUUAGCUGGGCUCUGGACCAUAUACCAUCUCCAGCUACUUACAUGUACCUUUCUUUAGCAUGCUACAGUUACUAAUCUGGACAUCCAAGAAAUUGGCCGCUGUCACUGCUUGUUGUUUGUGCAUUUUUAAGAGCAUUAUUGGUGCUAGAAAAGGCAGCUAGAGAGAUUCAAUUUGUAUUGGGGUAUAGGAAUGAACCUUCUACAGCAUCUUAAGAAUCCACAAAUGAAGGGAUAUAAAAAUAACAUGGUCAUGGAUAAGAGACACAGCAACGAUGACUUAACCAUACAAAUGUGGAGGCUAUCAACAAAGAAUGGGCUGGAAACAGAAAAAUUGACAAUGAUUUAUUCAGUAUGCUUUCUCAGUUGUAAUGACUGCUCCAUCUCCUCUGUAAUCAAGGCCAGUGCUAAAAGUCAGAUGCUAUUAGUACCUACAUCAGUCAACAACUUACAUCUAUUUUCAUUAAUUUUCAAUCAUAUACCCACUGUGGAUGCUUCAUGUGCUGGCUGCCAGUUUCUUUUUCUCGUUAAAUAGAAAACAUUGUGUAAUUCUUCACAGGAAAUUACAAUUUGAGAUUCAUCAGUAAGCGGUUUUUUUCUGUAGAGAUGGAUGAUGCACUUAGUCCAGUAGCUGUCAGAUGCCCCACCCUUUUGACCUUACACAUUCUAUUACAAUGAGUUUUGCAGUUUUGCACAUUUUUUAAAUGUCAUUAACUGUUAGGGAAUUUUACUUGAAUACUGAAUACAUAUAAUGUGUAUAUUAAAAAAGUCAUUGUUUGUGUUAAAAAAGGAAAUUAGAGUUGCAGUAAAUUUUCAGCACUGCACGAAUAAUAAGGCAUUUAAGUUUUUCAGUAGAAAUUGUCCUACAGAUGCUUUAUCGACUUGCUAUUGAAAGAGUAGAUCUUUUUUAAUGUGCAGUGUUGAGUCACUUCUUUAUAGUGGUAGAGUUGGGAUUAGGGCUUCAAUUUUACUGCUUAAAUAUCAUUAUAUGUUGGAUAUGCCCAGACUGCAUACAAUUUAAAGCUCGAGUACAACUACUAUUGUAAUGGUAAUGUGAAGAUACUAUUAAAGAGGAUUCUUUUUUCCUGGGAA
Cricetulus griseus (Chinese hamster) is the source of this 3659-nucleotide messenger RNA. The record is from RefSeq and is a predicted model, not a curated record. Lineage: Eukaryota; Metazoa; Chordata; Mammalia; Rodentia; Cricetidae.